UUUUCUUUCCCCAUCAGUUUGGGUGUGAAGGAACAUCAUGAAGUGGCUUCUGCUCCUGAGUUUGGUGGCGCUGUCUCAGUGCCUGGUGACAAAGGUCCCCCUGCAGAAGCGGAAAUCCCUGAGGCAGAACCUGAAGGAACAUGGCUUGCUGGAGGAUUUCCUCAAGAAACACCCUUACAACCCGGCCUCUAAGUAUUUCCCCAGCUUGGGAGACCAGUUUGCUACUGAGCCCCUGACGAACUACAUGGACAUCGAGUACUGUGGAACCAUCUCUAUCGGCACCCCAGCCCAGGACUUCACUGUCCUCUUCGACACCGGCUCCUCCAACCUGUGGGUGCCCUCCGUGUACUGCUCCAGUGCCGCCUGCUCAAACCACAACCGCUUCAACCCAUCAGCCUCCUCCACCUACCAGGCCACCAAUCAGAAUGUCUCCAUCCAGUACGGCACUGGCAGCAUGACUGGAAUCCUGGGCUACGACACCGUCCAGGUUGGAGGCCUCGUGGACACCAACCAGAUCUUUGGCCUGAGCGAAACUGAGCCCGGCUCUUUCCUCUACUACUCUCCCUUUGAUGGGAUCUUGGGUCUGGCCUACCCCAGCAUCUCCUCCUCCGGAGCCACCCCCGUCUUUGACAACAUGAUGAGCGAGGGCUUGGUGUCCCAGGACCUCUUCUCCGUCUACCUGAGCUCAGAUGACCAAAGUGGGAGCUUUGUGAUGUUCGGCGGCAUCGACUCAUCUUACUACUCUGGGAACCUCAACUGGAUCCCUCUGUCUGCGGAGUCUUACUGGCAAAUCACCCUGGACAGCAUCACCAUGAAUGGACAGGCCAUCGCUUGCUCCAGUGGCUGCCAGGCUAUCAUUGACACCGGCACGUCUCUGCUGGCUGGGCCCACCACUGGCAUCUCCAACAUCGACUACUACAUCGGCGCCAGCAAUGGCGCGGUCAGCUGCAGCGCCAUGAGCAGCCUGCCCGAAAUCAUCUUCAACAUCAACGGGAACGCGUUCCCUGUGCCCGCCAGCGCCUACAUCCUCAACAGCUCUGGCUCUUGCUCGUCAGGCUUUGAAGGCCUCAACCUCCCCACCGCCUCCGGAGAGCUCUGGAUCCUCGGGGACAUUUUCAUCCGCCUGUACUACGCUGUCUUCGACAGAGCCAACAACCAAGUGGGUCUGGCCCCCGUGGCAUGAUCACGGUGCCGUGCCCGGGACCCUGCCGUGGAAUGCAGCGCCCCGAGAGUCUCCGUUUCUCCAGCGCCCCGACAACGUGCAUUGGGCUAAUGAGCCCCAAUGCUGCUGGGACGGAACAGACACAUGCUAGUCCCCUUCCCUCCCUCAUCCUCUUUCCUCUAGGACAGUAGAAUAAAGGACAAGAUGAG
This is a messenger RNA of Pelodiscus sinensis (Chinese soft-shelled turtle), 1371 nucleotides long. Lineage: Eukaryota; Metazoa; Chordata; Testudines; Trionychidae. The record is from RefSeq and is a predicted model, not a curated record.